Messenger RNA from Vitis vinifera (wine grape), 2802 nucleotides. Its product is annotated as vacuolar protein sorting-associated protein 53 A. Gene Ontology annotation, biological process: retrograde transport, endosome to Golgi. Bases 215 to 2695 code for a protein of 826 amino acids. The record is from RefSeq and is a predicted model, not a curated record. The transcript has 25 exons. NCBI's taxonomy places the organism in Eukaryota, Viridiplantae, Streptophyta, Magnoliopsida, Vitales, Vitaceae. Gene Ontology annotation, cellular component: GARP complex.
AUACUAGAACGCUUUCAUCAGACUACCCAACCAGGUCUGGAAGGAAUGAAGGAUGAUAACGGUAUAUAAUUUUUGAAGGAUCCAAAACUGGAGUGAAGCGCAGAGAAACGGAACCCUCGAUUCAGAUCUAUCUUCGCCCUCUGGAAUUUCUACUCGAUUUCCUCAAAGUCGGAUCUCCACAAUUCUCUCGGGCGAGGUGGUUCAUUAACCAGCAAUGGACAAGUCCAGCGCUUUGGAAUACAUCAACCAGAUGUUCCCUACAGAGGCAUCUUUAUCUGGUGUUGAGCCACUUAUGCAAAAGAUACAUAGUGAGAUUCGUCGUGUGGAUGCUGGAAUAUUAGCAGCUGUUCGCCAACAGAGUAAUUCAGGAACCAAAGCAAAGGAAGAUCUUGCUGCUGCAACGCAUGCUGUGGAGGAGCUCAUGUAUAAGAUUCGAGAAAUUAAAACUAAAGCUGAGCAAAGUGAAACAAUGGUUCAGGAAAUAUGUCGUGACAUUAAGAAGCUGGAUUUUGCAAAAAAGCAUAUAACAACUACAAUUACUGCUCUUCAUCGUCUUACCAUGUUAGUGUCUGCUGUUGAGCAACUUCAAGUAAUGGCUUCAAAACGACAAUAUAAGGAAGCAGCUGCUCAGCUAGAGGCUGUAAACCAAUUGUGUAGCCACUUUGAAGCCUAUAGGGAUGUUCCAAAGAUCACAGAGCUGAGGGAGAAAUUCAAGAACAUAAAACAAAUACUUAAGUCUCAUGUAUUCUCUGAUUUUUCUAGCUUAGGUACUGGGAAAGAGACAGAAGAAACAAAUUUACUCCAGCAGUUAUCUGAUGCUUGCUUAGUUGUUGAUGCUUUGGAACCAUCUGUGAGGGAAGAUUUGGUAAAGAAUUUUUGCAGCAGGGAGCUUACUUCAUACCGGCAGAUCUUUGAAGGAGCUGAACUGGCAAAGUUGGAUAAAGCUGAACGGAGGUAUGCAUGGAUCAAACGUCGAUUAAGAACAAAUGAGGAGAUCUGGAAAAUUUUUCCUCCUUCAUGGCAUGUUGCUUAUUUGCUCUGUAUCCAGUUCUGUAAGAUGACAAGGACUCAACUUGUGGAGAUCCUUGAUAAUUUAAAAGAGAAGCCAGAUGUUGGCACAUUAUUGUUGGCGCUACAGAGAACUCUGGAAUUUGAGGAAGAAUUAGCAGAGAAAUUUGGGGGAGACACUCGAAGAAAGGACAUUGGUAAUGAUAUUGAAGAAGUUGAUAGAGGGGAAAAUAAAAGUCAAACUGUAUCAGAUAUCCGAAAGAAGUAUGAGAAAAAGCUUGCAGCAAAUCAAGGAAGCGGGACUGAAGAAAAGGAUGGAAAUAAGGAUUUAUCCGUGCCUGGAGCUGGGUUUAACUUCCGUGGAAUUAUUUCGUCUUGCUUUGAACCUCACUUGACAGUAUAUGUAGAGCUAGAAGAGAAGACACUAAUGGAGAAUUUGGAGAAACUUGUCCAGGAGGAAACAUGGGAUAUCGAGGAGGGAAGCCAGACCAAUGUCUUAUCCAGUAGUGUACAGGUUUUUCUCAUAAUUAGAAGAAGUUUAAAGAGGUGCAGUGCUUUGACAAAGAACCAGACGUUAUUUAAUUUGUUUAAGGUUUUCCAAAGAAUUCUCAAAGCGUAUGCAACAAAGCUUUUUGCAAGAUUACCUAAAGGUGGUACAGGCAUUGUUGCAGCGGCCACGGGUAUGGACGGACAGAUAAAGACAUCUGACAGGGAUGAAAGAGUGAUUUGUUAUAUUGUUAAUACCGCUGAGUACUGCCAUAAAACGUCUGGUGAAUUGGCUGAAAAUGUAUCUAAAAUAAUUGAUUCCCAAUUAUCAGAUGCAGUGGAUAUGUCAGAAGUACAGGAUGAAUUCUCUGCGGUUAUAACAAAAGCAUUGAUAACCCUGGUGCAUGGUUUGGAAACAAAAUUUGAUGCUGAGAUGGCUGCAAUGACACGUGUACCAUGGGGUACGCUUGAAAGUGUUGGUGACCAAUCAGAGUAUGUUAAUGCCAUUAAUUUGAUCCUUACUAGUAGUAUUCCUGCACUUGGGAGCCUUCUUUCACCAAUUUACUUCCAGUUCUUCUUAGACAAGCUUGCAUCAUCUCUUGGUCCACGCUUCUACCUCAACAUUUUCAAAUGCAAGCAAAUAUCAGAAACUGGAGCCCAACAAAUGUUGUUGGAUACUCAAGCAGUAAAGACAAUUCUUCUUGAGAUUCCUUCUCUUGGGCGACAGACGUCAGGAGCUGCUAGCUACUCAAAAUUUGUAAGCCGUGAGAUGAGCAAAGCUGAAGCACUCUUGAAGGUUAUAUUGUCUCCAGUUGAUUCAGUGGCCAAUACAUAUCGUGCGUUGUUGCCAGAGGGAACACCCUUGGAGUUUCAGCGGAUUCUGGAGCUUAAGGGCCUUAAAAAAGCCGACCAGCAAAGUAUACUGGACGACUUCAAUAAGCGUGGAUCAGGGAUUACACAACCUUCCAUUACUGCUACACCAGUAGUCCAGGCUACCCCCACUGCGCCUGUUGCUCCUGCUGCUCUCACAGUUGCAAAUCCCGCUUCAGUUGGAGUUAUUGCUUCUCGAGAGGAUGUGCUAACCAGAGCUGCUGCACUUGGACGAGGUGCAGCCACCACUGGAUUCAAGAGGUUCCUUGCACUGACAGAAGCUGCAAAAGACCGGAAGGAUGGUCCUUUUAGGAAGCUCUUCAAUGCAUGAGAAUCUGACAUAAUUGUUAUAUAUAUCAACCUUUUUGGUUAUUCUUUGUAACUAUCAAUCCUGUAUUUUCUGCUUUUUCAAUUAAGAAAGGAAACAAAUUUUGCUAA